CAUCACCUUCUAUUAAGCUUCUUGUGGAUGACCCGAUAGUGGUGAACCCUGGAGAAGCGAUCACCUUAGUCUGUGUGACAACAGGAGGGGAGCCAGCCCCCAGCCUGACAUGGGUGAGGUCUGCCGGCAUCCUGCCUGAGAAGACGGUGCUGAACGGCGGCACUUUAACAAUACCUGCCAUCGCAUCAGAAGAUGCUGGCACGUACAGUUGCAUCGCCAAUAACAAUGUUGGAAAUCCUGCGAAAAAGUCCACCAAUAUCAUCGUAAGAGCCUUAAAAAAGGGACGUUUUUGGAUUACCCCUGACCCAUAUCACAAAGAUGACAACAUCCAGAUUGGGCGAGAGGUGAAAAUCUCCUGUCAGGUAGAAGCCAUCCCUUCUGAAGAGCUUACGUUCAGCUGGUUUAAGAAUGGACGUCCCUUGCGAAGCUCUGAAAGGAUGGUCAUUACACAGACUGACCCCGAUGUUUCACCUGGCACCACAAACCUGGACAUCAUUGACUUGAAAUUUACUGACUUUGGGACGUACACGUGUGUUGCAUCUCUGAAGGGAGGUGGCAUAUCAGAUAUCAGCAUUGAUGUCAACAUCUCCAGCAGUACAGUCCCACCCAAUUUGACUGUUCCUCAAGAAAAGUCUCCCCUGGUCACCCGGGAAGGGGACACGAUCGAACUGCAGUGCCAGGUGACAGGGAAGCCCAAGCCCAUCAUUCUCUGGUCCCGAGCAGACAAGGAAGUUGUGAUGCCGGACGGAGCAAUGCAGACUGAGAGCUACGAUGGGAUCCUGAGAAUAGUGAACGUGUCCAGGGAAAUGACAGGAACCUACAGGUGCCAGACCAGCCAGUACAAUGGGUUUAAUGUAAAGCCCAGAGAAGCUUUGGUACAGCUCAUUGUACAGU
Messenger RNA from Nestor notabilis (Kea), 894 nucleotides. Its product is annotated as MAM domain-containing glycosylphosphatidylinositol anchor protein 2. The annotation marks the transcript as partial. The record is from RefSeq and is a predicted model, not a curated record. Gene Ontology annotation, biological process: synapse organization; homophilic cell-cell adhesion. Gene Ontology annotation, cellular component: neuronal cell body; plasma membrane; axon. Lineage: Eukaryota; Metazoa; Chordata; Aves; Psittaciformes; Psittacidae. Gene Ontology annotation, molecular function: axon guidance receptor activity. The transcript has 3 exons.